UUAAUUUCCCCCUCCUUCAUCAUAGUUUUGGAAGGGUUAUAGUGGGUGCUGUCGCGUAUACUCGAUUAAUUUUAUACGACUAGUCUCGUAUCGGCUGCUUGUGCGAACGGUCCGCUUCUCAUAACCGAGAGAAAAAAUGUAUUCCGUUGGAGGAAGCAACGGCGGCAACAGCGGCAGCAGACGUAUGAAUUAUUACGUGCCGAUUCCCGAUGUUGAAACUCCAACGUGUGAAAACAACAUUUCGUUGGAUCGUCGCGCGGUUCGUAUACUCAGCAGACGAUACGCGCUGACAGCUACGGAAUACAAAUUCCUCGAAAUUGGUAUCAACGUGGGUCCACCGAGCUACGUGGAGAUCGCCAUUGGAGAUCCUCGCCGAGGAAAGGAACUGCUGUUGUCUCUCGAAACGUGGAAGGCGCUAUACGAGCAACGGCAAAAUAUUCAGAAUUUCUUUCGCAAUGACUUCAAAGAUAUCCAUAGUUUUAUAAACGUUGGACCGCUAACGGUGAGAGUUUGUACGGUUAAUAACAUCAAACUCAUACGUCUCGAAUCUGCAAACGUAUGCUUGAGAAUGACCGAAUCGACGUUGCAUCGUAUGUUCGAUCUCGAUCGGUGCAUCGAUGCGAGAUUCAAUCAUUUGAUCAGAAUACUUGCGACGGUCGAUGCAAAGUUUGCGCAGUUCUCCGAUAUCGCGUCCACUGCAAAGGAUCCCAAAGAAGCGUCGAAUGUAAUAUACGCUAGAGAUGCGUUCAAUACGAAUCAGAUCAUCGAUU
Messenger RNA from Temnothorax curvispinosus, 770 nucleotides. RefSeq lists its product as uncharacterized. The annotation marks the transcript as partial. The transcript is spliced from 2 exons. The record is from RefSeq and is a predicted model, not a curated record. NCBI's taxonomy places the organism in Eukaryota, Metazoa, Arthropoda, Insecta, Hymenoptera, Formicidae.